GAGCUCACUCACAAGGGAACAUCUCCAAAUAGUGGGGUUGUUCUUACCAGUGAUAUUUAAGCCGUAGCAGCGAAGUCCUCCUAAGUCAGAGCCGUUUCAGCCACGCACAAUAUGCGCGCUUUCGUGGUACUCGCCUGUGUGGCGUUGGCCUAUGGCCGCCCUGAACCUCCCGUAGGAUACAGCUACUCGGCUCCUUCUAGCAGCUAUGGAACUCCUUCUCUUGGACUCGGUGGAGGUCAUUCAAGCGGGCUUUCCUUAGGAGGUCACUCUUCUGGUGGAUUAUCAUUGGGCGGUGGUCAAUCUUCUGGUGGAAUUUCGUUCUCCAGUAGCAGCCUGAGUGGUGGAUUUAGCGGAGGACUCAGCGGUGGACUUAGCAGCGGAUUGAGCAGUGGUUUCGCUGGUGAUGCUGGAUUCUCAGGAAUCUCUGGUGGAUUCUCUGGCGCCCCACUCGUACAGAAGCACAUUUACGUUCACGUUCCUCCACCAGAACCCCAAGAGCAGAGACUUCCCCGCAUCACUCCUGUGGCUCCUCCCCAGAAACACUACAAGAUCAUCUUUAUCAAGGCUCCAACUCCACCCACUCCUGUUGCUCCUAUCAUUCCCGUUCAACAACAAAACGAAGAGAAAACUCUUGUAUACGUUUUGGUUAAGAAGCCCGAAGAACAACCUGAUAUCGUUAUUCCCACACUUGCGCCUACUCAACCUUCCAAACCCGAAGUAUACUUCAUCAAAUACCAGACACAGAAGGAGUCUUCUGGUAUUGGCGGUGGUGCUAUCGGUGGUGGUGAUAUCAGCGGCGGUUCUAUUGGAGGUGGUUCUAUCGGAGGUGGUUCAUUCGAAGGUGGUUCAAUCAGCGGUGGUAUUGGCAGUGCUGAUAUUAGCGGAAGUUCCGGUAUCGAUAGCUCAUCCCUAAUCGGCGCUGGUAGCCAUGGUGGAGCUGAAAUCUCCUCUGACUUUGGAGCUAGCGGUGGUGAUGCAAGCGGAUCCAUCAGUGGACAUGGUGGUGCAACUAGCUCACAAUACGGUCCCCCUGGUCAUGUUGCUGGUCCCCUUCACUAAGCUAUAACGAUUAAGUUAGGUGGUAGGAUACAACAACUGUUUACUGUAUUUAUUGCUGAGCGAAAAAAAUAAUUUAAACAAUAUUUUAAAUAAUGCUAAAAUAAAAAAUAAAAAAACUUAUUUGGCCGUCUGCGUUUGAACGUAUUGUAUAUAGUCAUCUCUCCGCGUUCACCCGUAGAUGAUGUAAAUGUUCUACCACAUAGCUUAAGUAAAAUGUUGUUUUGUCUCAUUAUCGCCUAUCAUGUUUACUCGUUAUUAGUGCACAGUGUUAAUGUUGUUCAAAUUUAAGUAUUUACUGCGACUGUUAUGUUUAUGUAUUAUAAAUAGC
Messenger RNA from Vanessa atalanta (red admiral), 1387 nucleotides. RefSeq names its product keratin, type I cytoskeletal 9-like. The record is from RefSeq and is a predicted model, not a curated record. Lineage: Eukaryota; Metazoa; Arthropoda; Insecta; Lepidoptera; Nymphalidae. Bases 112 to 1059 code for a protein of 315 amino acids. The transcript is spliced from 2 exons.